AUGCAACGACAUCUCUUUAUACUUCUGGCCGUGACCGUGCUGGCUUCAGCCGCACCAGCCCCUGGAUACUUCCAUGAGACAGUGCACGCACCACUAAUCCACCCCGUGGUUCACGCGCCCAUAAUACAUUCGGCGCCCAUAGUGCAUCACGCGCCCAUUAUUCAUUCGGCGCCCAUAGUCCAUCACGCGCCCAUCAUACAUUCGGCUCCAAUAGUACAUCAUUCACUGCCAGUAGUUCAUGGGGUGCAUGCCCCCAUAGUAAAAUAUAAGCUGAAGUCACAUUACCAUCUCUUCGGUUAA
Messenger RNA from Danaus chrysippus (African queen), 300 nucleotides. Lineage: Eukaryota; Metazoa; Arthropoda; Insecta; Lepidoptera; Nymphalidae. The record is from the annotation of a GenBank genome assembly.